GGCUGAGUGUGUUCAGGAGGAGGAGGAGGGUUGUUCUCUGACAGGAGGAGGAAGAAGGAUCCAACCUUCAAAAGCCGGCUGUUUUUUUUUACCUUCUUCCUUCUCUCACACUGGAAUCUAACAUAUGGCGACCAAAGGGAUGAAUGUGUGCAACAUUUGCUGCCUCCUGCUUUACAUCAGCACCGCGGUGCUCGCCGGGCGAGAUUUCUAUAAGAUUCUGGGUGUUGACAAGAGCGCGACCGUGCGGGACAUAAAGAAGGCCUACAGAAAACUGGCCCUACAGCUGCACCCGGACCGGAACCAGGACGACCCGAAAGCCCAAGACAAGUUCGCAGACCUGGGGGCAGCUUAUGAGGUUCUCUCCGAUGAAGAGAAGAGGAAACAGUACGACAUGUACGGAGAGGACGGACUCAAAGAAGGUCACCACAGUUCACACAAUGACAUCUUCUCCAGUUUCUUCGGUGACUUUGGUUUCAUGUUUGGAGGAAACCGGCAGCAGCAGGACAGAAACAUCCCCAGAGGAAAUGACAUCAUACUAGACCUGGAGGUCACGCUGGAAGAGGUGUAUUCUGGGAACUUUGUGGAGGUUGUUCGGAACAAGCCCAUCGCCAAAGAAGCUCCGGGCAAGAGGAAGUGCAACUGUAGACAGGAAAUGAGGACGACGCAGCUCGGACCCGGACGCUUCCAGAUGACGCAGGAGACGGUGUGUGACGAGUGUCCCAAUGUCAAGCUGGUGAAUGAAGAAAGAACUCUGGAGGUGGAGAUUGAACAGGGAGUGAGAGAUGAGAUGGAAUAUCCUUUCAUCGGAGAAGGAGAACCUCACAUCGACGGUGAACCUGGAGAUUUACGCUUCCGCAUCAAAGUGUUGAAACACCCCGUGUUUGAGCGCAGAGGUGACGACCUCUACACCAACGUCACCAUCUCCCUGGUGGAGGCGCUGGUCGGCUUUGAGAUGGACAUCGUACAUUUGGACGGACACAAGGUUCACAUCGUGAGAGAUAAAAUCACCAAACCCAGCGCUCGCAUGUGGAAGAAAGGAGAAGGUCUCCCCAACUUUGACAACGUCAACAUCCGCGGCUCGCUCAUCAUCACCUUUGACGUGGAGUUUCCUCAGACGCAGCUCGACGAGCAGCAGAAAGACGGUAUUCGUGGUCUCCUGAAACAAAGCUCCAUACAGAAGGUUUACAACGGACUACAAGGAUAUUAACACACACACUGAGACACACAGUCUGGACUGAGACACACACACACACACACACACACACACACAGUCUGGACUGAGACACUGAGACACACACACACACACACACAGGGUCAGGGUGUAUAUUUAUUAUUCUUUUUUUUCAGAUUGUUCUCAGGACGGAUUGAACCCACUUUUGUUUUUAUUUUUUAACGUUUGACACAAAGACGUGUUUGGUUUGAUUUGUCUUUGUUGUCAUUGUCCCUGUAUUAUAUGAUAUUAUAUUAUAUAAUAAUAAUAAUUAGGCCUCUUUUGUUUUGGUGUAUUUUAUAAAGUUAAAUUCACCGUCUUCACCUGAUGAACUGAUGAACUGGAAGAAGAAGAAGAAGAAGAAAGUCCACAGAUUAACGUCGAGCAGAAUUCUUUAUUUGUUUUUGUGAUAAAUGAGUUUCAUGAAUGUAACGACGACGCUCUUUUGUUCAGGAAGAACUCUGUAACUCUGUAUGUUUGUGUUUGGACGCUCUGGCCUCUGCGUUCUCCGCGUUCUCUGCGUUAGGAGUUGAACUCUUAAAUGACGCAGUGAAUGUGACUCAUUGUGAGGAGGAAACCCGGUCAGCGCUGCUUCAGCGUCUCUCUCUCUGUUUCCUCUGUGUGUUUGAAAACCUUUUUAAACGUUUGCUGCCUCCAGGUUUUUCUGGUCGAGUCCGAGGCCUCACAUGUGAAUAACGUGGCCUGUUUUUAAAAGCACGAGCUCUGGAGGGAGAUUGUUGUACUUUUGACUGAGAAAAAUAAAAAGAUUUCUACAAACUCUGA
Solea solea (common sole) is the source of this 1993-nucleotide messenger RNA. It is a transcript of the gene dnajb11, whose product is annotated as DnaJ heat shock protein family (Hsp40) member B11. Gene Ontology annotation, molecular function: misfolded protein binding. The record is from RefSeq and is a predicted model, not a curated record. The transcript is spliced from 10 exons. Gene Ontology annotation, biological process: protein folding; protein maturation. NCBI's taxonomy places the organism in Eukaryota, Metazoa, Chordata, Actinopteri, Pleuronectiformes, Soleidae. Gene Ontology annotation, cellular component: endoplasmic reticulum. The coding region runs from base 125 to 1207 and encodes 360 amino acids.